AUGAUCGAAACGGCCACAAUGGCUGCCAAGAACGAAAUAACCCCCAAAGGUGACUUGUCGCCGUCACGGUCCCAACUGAUGGUCGCGCAUGGUCUUGUGGGCGUCUGCAUUUACCUGUGCAUCGAGGUUAUCGUGCGCUUACUUCUCCGAUGCACGCGUCUUAGCCUGUACUUCUGGGCUUGUUCCGUUGACAUUUUGGCCAUCGCUCUAUACGUCAUUUCUUUCUUAGUCAACACGAAUAUGGCUCCGCAUAGCAAUGGUGGUCUGGUGGUGGUUACAGAAAUCACCUGGUGGACAUUCAAAGUUGCGCAAUCCAUGGUACUCUACUCUCGGCUCAACCUGGUUAUGAAGAAUAGACGCGUCUGUCGCUACGUGCUAUGGACCAUCAUCUUCACGGCCGGUUUUGCCGGGCUCCCGGCCGUCAUCACCUCGCUCAUGAACAGUCUCGGCUACUCCCCUGGAAUUUUCAGAGUGUACGAUAUCUUCGACAAAGUCCAACUCACUGCCUUCUUCGUACAAGAAACUGCGAUCGGUUUCCUCUAUAUUUACGCCACUAUCACAUAUCUCAAGAACCGCGUUUCCCUCGGGGCCAACCGUAAAGCCACACGACGUGUCCUAUUUUGUCUUCUCUCUGUCAACACAUUCAUCAUAUGUAUCGACUGCACCCGACUUGGACUUCUCUACACGCAACAAGACUAUCCCUUUCUGCAGGGAUUCUAUACCGUCACAGUAUACGCCGUCAAGCUGCGCACCGAGUUCACGGUACUAAAUCAACUGAAAUCGACCCUAGUCAGCAAAGUACGUGGACCACGCCGCACCAAUACGACGGACGUGCCACCGAUCGACGCGGAGCUAGGCGGAGAAGGACGCAUAAGUCAGGGAAGCGGUAUAGAGUUGGUGGAUCGCACUGGAAUAGAGAAAAAGGUGGUGUUUACUAUGACGAGUCAUGAGGACCUCAGGGAGUCGGACGGGGGGAGCUAG
Molecule: messenger RNA, 981 nt
Organism: Parastagonospora nodorum SN15
Lineage: Eukaryota; Fungi; Ascomycota; Dothideomycetes; Pleosporales; Phaeosphaeriaceae
Exons: 2
Coding region: 1-981 (326 amino acids)
Source: RefSeq, a predicted model, not a curated record